AUGAUUCGGCCUCCCCCUCUCAAUCUCAAACGUAUUGACAAUAGAUUUGGGCCUCCAGCGGCUGUGCCGUACUUGCCUCGUCAAUCUAAGCAGAAGAAGACAACCUUCUUCGCUGUGCUUUACAAGGCGAACUGGAGAAAUAUCAUCAUUGCUGUUGCUGGUCUGAACGCUCUGAGAUUUGCGUUGGCUGCUCAUAAUGCACUACAAGAUGCUCGCGUGGACGACAACCAACAUAUUCCUCAGCUGGCUACAAUUUCCAUCGCGCUGGGCGUGAUGUACAUCCUUUCAACUGUCAUUGAGAUCUUUGGCGUCAUAAGCGUAUCAACGAAACGAUUGCCCCUUAUUCGGCUGUACACCUGCUUUGCGCUUCUUGCCUCGGUUUUUGUCACAGUAGCCGGGGUCUUGGAGGCAGUCUCGUACUUUGUCUUUGCCGAGGACCUGAUGUACGAGUGUGUCGCGUUGGCUAUCAGAGGACAAUCUUACCAGAAAUCAACUUUCCGAGGCCGACCGUGGCCCGGAUCCAUCUACGCCAUUGGACGCAGAGAAGCUCAAAGACAAUGCAUCUCAGCGUGGAUAAACGAAUCCUGGACCCAAAUCGCCAAUUGCUUCCUCUUCGCCUUCAUCCCCGCCGUCAUCUACUUCAUCAUGGCAUACACAUACUACCGUCAAACAACCGACCCAAGACACGUAGGCAACCUUCUCCGCAACCCCGCACGGUCCUCCAGACACGGUUCCGAGUCGCAUCCAGACGUCAACUACGGCCUCGUGCACAGCAACACGUCACGAGCGCCUCUAGUUGGUGACAACAAUACCAGCCACAGACUGAGGUCAGGCUCACGCGUGGGCUCCAAGUCAAAGCAACAGCCCCAACACGCGCAAAGGGGCCCGGGUAGCCUGGUAACCGUGCCCUCCGUUUCCAGGGUCACUGCCACGACUACCCGAGGGCUGAAGAGGGACCAUCGACCCCCAGCGUUGAUGAAGAGCGCGUCGCCGGUGUUCAGUGGGGAGUAUGGAUAUGUAGCAAGCCCUGGACCUCCAACGUAUAGUGCGCAUGCGGGUGCUACGUAUGCACUUGGCCAUGGUAUGGUGGGGACUGGGAGCUCAAUUCUUAGUGCGGGGUAUAGUAAGUACCUGUGA
Laccaria bicolor S238N-H82 is the source of this 1137-nucleotide messenger RNA. RefSeq lists its product as uncharacterized. Bases 1 to 1137 code for a protein of 378 amino acids. The record is from RefSeq and is a predicted model, not a curated record. The transcript has 11 exons. Lineage: Eukaryota; Fungi; Basidiomycota; Agaricomycetes; Agaricales; Hydnangiaceae.